Trichosurus vulpecula (common brushtail) is the source of this 1273-nucleotide messenger RNA. It is a transcript of the gene SPATC1L, whose product is annotated as spermatogenesis and centriole associated 1 like. Bases 56 to 1183 code for a protein of 375 amino acids. The record is from RefSeq and is a predicted model, not a curated record. The transcript has 5 exons. Lineage: Eukaryota; Metazoa; Chordata; Mammalia; Diprotodontia; Phalangeridae.
UUAAAAGUAGUGAAGUAGCCUGGCGUGACUCUCCUUUAGGGAAGAGAAGGAGGACAUGGCGGAGGGGAAUGAAUUGAUGAAUAGGCUGAUGAGUGAGAAUGCCGACCUGAAGAAGCAGGUUCGACUGAUGAAGGAGAACCAGAUGCUGAAGCGGCUUCUCAGCGAGAGCUGCCAUGAGAACAGCGGCCGAAAUCGAGACUGUCGGGACAACCGAGACUUUAUCUUCCCCAAAGUCCCAGGGUACCCUGAGGCCUGCUCCCCUGGGGCUGGAGGGCCAGCCUUGAGCCCGGAGCCUCUCGUUUCUCUCCUGUGCGCUUCAGUUCAGUCAUCUGUAAAACAGUCCUCAUCUACCCCUCAAGAAUACGGAAGACUCAUCAACAUCCCUGAGGCAUCCACCCAGCUCCAGCCAUCAGCUCUGGAGGACCUGCUCUACUCCCAUAUCAACAUUUCCAAUGAGGAAGACACCUCUUCCCCCACCUGCAACACUCCUUCCCAGGUGGCUUUUAAGGGGUUUCUCAGCCCUCCAGACAUCUACUCCUCGAGAACCACAGAAAAGAAGCUAAGUCAGCUCCUGAGCAACAUGCAGGAUGCCAUGAUUGAUAAGCCAAUGGCUGAGUCCAAGGAGAUCCGGCAGAAGAAAGUCUGUUUCUCAGAGAGUGGCCUGCCUGGAGGGGACAAGAUGAGAAAAAGCUAUUACUUGAAUGAAAUACAGAGCUUUACCAGUGCUGAGAAGGAUGGGAGGAUCGUGGGGGAGAUCGCCUUCCAGCUAGACAGACGGAUCCUGGCGUACGUCUUCCCAGGAGUGACCAGGCUUUAUGGCUUCACUGUGUCCAAUAUCCCUGAGAAGAUCAAACAGACUUCCAUAAAAUCUUUGGAUGGUUCCGUGGAUGAGAAGAAGCUUCGAGACCUGACCCACCGCUACCUGACGCUCACCACGCGCCUGGAAAAGCUUGGUUACAACAGGGAGGUGCACCCGGUGUUCAGCGAGUUCUUGAUCAACACCUACGGGAUCCUCAAGCAGAGGCCCGACUUGCGCUCCAACCCCCUCCACAACAACCCCGCGGCUCUGCGCAAGCUGGUCAUUGACAUCGUGCCCCCCAAGUUCCUUGGGGACUCUUUGCUGCUUCUGAACUGUCUGUGUGAGCUCUCCAAAGAAGACAGCAAGCCUCUUUUUGCCUGGUGAUGGGCCGGCACCGACUCCCAUCGCCGAUGGAAAACCCACUACUCAGAUACUAAUUUUUUUUACAAUACAAGUGCUUGAGUUAAGUGUGUC